AUGUCGAAUCGAGCGCAGAAACAACCUGAUUGGAAGGAAUAUUACAAGAAUGGAGUUCCCAAAGAAAUCAUUGUGAUAGACGACGAUAGCCCUCCUCCCCCAACACCAGCAUCCCAGCCCUUGAAUCAGCGAGGAAGCAAAAGAGCCCCGCCCAAUGUACAAGCUACAGCUGGAAGGAAACGAAAAGUGGACGAGGGAUAUGAUGCCAGAUAUAAUGAUAGCCCUGCCUUCUCAACACAUCCGGCGAAAUUCGAUGAGCAUUCGUCAGGAACUUCGGUUUCUACUGAUCGUACUACCUCGCUACAUACGACUGCUCCGACAUCGCUUGGAUCUUAUGGUAGUAGCGGUGCUAGUAACUCGUAUGAGGACGUAAAUGUCGGACAAAAAAGAAAACGUGCACCCCCAAAGGAGACACGGGCGCAAACGAAACGGAAGCAACAGGAGGCAGCAAGCGAUGCUUUUGCAGACUAUGUCCCGCCCCCCAAGCCACCAAUAAAGGCUGCGGAAGUCCAUGUUCCCGUGAUACCUGCUUAUGGCAGCAAGCAUCAAAAGAUUGAUGACGAUGACGGUCACUACAUUGUCACUCCAGGGGCAGACUUUACUGACAGAUAUACCAUCGACAAGCUGUUGGGCCAGGGAACCUUCGGCAAAGUUGUAGAGGCCUGGGACAAAAAGAAGCAGACCAAAUGUGCUGUAAAAAUCAUUCGAUCAGUGCAGAAAUAUCGUGACGCCUCUCGGAUUGAAUUGCGAGUCCUCUCAACCUUAUCACUGAAUGACAAGACGAAUCGCAACAAAUGUAUACACCUUCGAGACUCGUUUGAUUAUCGGAACCACAUAUGCAUUGUUACGGACUUGCUUGGCCAAAGCGUCUUCGAUUUUUUGAAGGGUAAUAGCUUUGUCCCAUUUCCAAGCACACAGAUCCAAAGUUUUGCGCGACAGCUGUUUACCAGUGUUGCUUUCCUUCACGAUCUCAAUCUCAUCCAUACUGACCUGAAGCCGGAGAACAUUCUCCUGGUAAAUGGAGCAUACCAAACGUUCACCUACAACCGAAACAUACCCUCUUCCUCGCACAUUACCUCGCGAACAGCUCGUCAACGGAGAGUGUUGCUGGACAGCGAAAUCCGCCUGAUUGACUUUGGAUCAGCCACCUUCGACGAUGAGUAUCAUUCCACCGUGGUCUCGACUCGACACUAUCGAGCUCCUGAGAUUAUUCUCCAACUGGGCUGGAGCUUUCCUUGCGAUAUCUGGAGUAUUGGCUGCAUCAUUGUGGAAUUUUUUACCGGUGAUGCUCUGUUUCAGACACAUGACAACCUCGAGCAUUUAGCCAUGAUGGAGGCUGUUUGCAAUGCUAAGAUCGAUGCUAAGAUGAUCAAGCAAGUUCAGCAGGCCACCAGAGGGUCAAGCUCGAGCCCGAUGAAGUACUUCAAUCGCAAUAAACUGGACUAUCCACAGCAAGAUACGACUCGUGCAUCACGGAAAUAUGUCAAAGCGAUGAAGCGGCUCUACGAGUUUAUUCCCAACAACAGUCCUUUCAACAAGCAGCUCUUGGACCUUCUCAGGAAGAUAUUUGUAUAUGAUCCCAAGCAGCGAAUCACUGCCAAGCAAGCCCUCAAACACCCCUGGUUCAAAGAAACAAUGAUCGAUGACGGCACCGAAGCUCUGAGAAUUCGAGACCAAAGGGAAGAAGAUGCGCGGCUAGCUGAGGCACGAGCACGAGCAGAUGCACAACACCAGGCUGAUAUGCGGCAGCAGACUGAAGGUCGGCAGGCGAAGAGGAUGCGUGAGGCAUAG
This is a messenger RNA of Endocarpon pusillum Z07020, 1791 nucleotides long. RefSeq lists its product as uncharacterized. The coding region runs from base 1 to 1791 and encodes 596 amino acids. The transcript is spliced from 5 exons. NCBI's taxonomy places the organism in Eukaryota, Fungi, Ascomycota, Eurotiomycetes, Verrucariales, Verrucariaceae. Gene Ontology annotation, biological process: protein phosphorylation. Gene Ontology annotation, cellular component: nucleus. Gene Ontology annotation, molecular function: ATP binding; protein kinase activity. The record is from RefSeq and is a predicted model, not a curated record.